Molecule: messenger RNA, 1452 nt
Organism: Malassezia restricta
Lineage: Eukaryota; Fungi; Basidiomycota; Malasseziomycetes; Malasseziales; Malasseziaceae
Product: H/ACA ribonucleoprotein complex subunit 4
Exons: 1
Coding region: 1-1452 (483 amino acids)
Biological process (GO): snRNA pseudouridine synthesis; box H/ACA sno(s)RNA 3'-end processing; mRNA pseudouridine synthesis
Cellular component (GO): box H/ACA snoRNP complex
Molecular function (GO): RNA binding; pseudouridine synthase activity
Source: RefSeq, a predicted model, not a curated record
AUGGCUGGCAACGCAGAGUUUAUGAUCAAGCCUGACAACUCGGGCCCAAGCCUGAGAUACUCUGAAUGGCCUCUUUUACUUAAGGACUACGAUAAGCUUCUCGUGCGUAGUAGUCACUUCACCCCGAUUCCGCAUGGCUGCACGCCACUCACGCGCGACAUUUUAACGUACGUUAGCAGCGGCGUGAUCAAUUUGGAUAAGCCUUCGAACCCUUCGUCACACGAGGUUGUCGCAUGGCUGCGCCGUAUCCUUCGUGUGGAAAAGACGGGUCACUCUGGCACGCUGGAUCCCAAGGUGACGGGAUGCUUGAUUGUGUGUAUUGACCGUGCUACUCGUCUGGUCAAAUCACAGCAGAGCGCUGGUAAGGAGUAUGUCUCUGUGCUGCGUUUACAUGACAAGAUCGAUGAUCCAAGUAAACUUCCUCGUGUCCUCGAGACGCUCACAGGUGCCCUGUUUCAACGCCCGCCCUUGAUUUCUGCCGUCAAGCGCCAGCUUCGUAUCCGUACAAUCUAUGAAUCUAAGCUGCUUGAAUUCGACAAUGACCGCCAUCUGGCUGUUUUCUGGGUCAGCUGUGAAGCUGGCACAUACAUCCGUACUUUGUGUGUGCAUCUCGGUCUUUUACUUGGUGUUGGUGGCCACAUGCAAGAACUGCGUCGUGUUCGCAGUGGUGCCUUGAGUGAAGACGAUAAUAUGGUGACGAUGCAUGAUGUACUGGACGCUCAAUGGCUUUACGACAACCAGCGAGACGAGUCUUACCUCCGUAAAGUGAUUCGUCCGCUUGAGUCACUGUUGGUUGGGUAUAAACGUAUUGUCGUUAAAGAUAGCGCCGUAAACGCAGUGUGCUACGGUGCCAAACUCAUGAUCCCUGGUCUGCUCCGCUUUGAGGCAAACAUUGAGCUGAACGAUGAGGUUGUCCUUAUCACCACCAAGGGCGAGGCCAUCGCCAUUGGUAUUGCGCAAAUGACCACGGUCGAUCUGUCGACUUGCGAUCACGGUAUUGUGGCGAAAGUGAAGCGUUGUAUCAUGGAGCGUGACACUUAUCCCCGACGCUGGGGUCUGGGUCCAAAGGCCCUCGAGAAAAAGAAGCUCGUCAAGGAAGGUAAGCUGGACAAGCAUGGCCAUGAAAUCGAUGGCGUUACCCCAGAAAAAUGGACGAAGGAGUACGUUGACUACUCGAAGCCUGCAGCAGAAGAGGCGGGCAACUCAUCCAUGGCUGAGCCUGAUGCAUCCAAGGCCGAUGACGACGGGGACGAGGAAGAUAAGGAGGAAGCCAAGGAGAGUUCGAGCGACAAGAAGCGGAAAGCCGACGUCGAUGAAGACAACCAGGAAGAAACUGAAGAAGAGCGCAAACGACGCAAGAAGGAGAAGAAGGCAGCUAAGAAGGCGCUUGAGGCGGCCGGCGAGACAGGUGAGAAGAAGAAAAAGGAGAAGAAGGAGAAGAAGAAAGAGUAA